AUGCUUAUAUUUAAAUUAUUAUUACUGUCUAUACUAGUUGUGUCAUGCGAUAAACCAAAGUUAAGAAUAAUAGGGGGAGAAGAAUGUAAAAGAAGCUACCCAUUUAUGGUUUCGAUUAGAAAAAGAAACAUACAUCAUUGUGCGGGAACUUUAAUAGCACCCAAAUGGGUUCUAACUGCUGCACAUUGUGUUAGCAAAAAUUAUUUACAGACAGCUGUUAUUGGCAGUAAUUAUUUAGUUCCCAAAUUUGAUGAUAUUUUUAUGGAUGUAAGUAUCAUAAACCAUAGGACACAUCCAAAUUUUAAUGAAGUUAAUUUUGCAAAUGAUAUAGCAGUUAUGGAACUUGCAGAACCAGUGCGUCUUCCAUCGUUCGUACAGUUGCCCAAUAAAUUUUUAUCUGAAAAUAUACAAACAUAUUAUCAGAAGGCGUUAGUUAUGGGUUGGGGAGCGGAAACGGAAGGUUCUAAUGAUAGAAGCCCUGUACUGCGUUGUGUGUAUUUAUCUCUUAUUACUAUUGACGAAUGUCGAUUAUAUUAUCCUCAAAAUCUGAUCAAAACAACUCAUAUAUGUUCUUUAAGUAAAAAUCGUGAUGCGUGUCAAGGAGAUUCUGGAGGUCCGCUUCUUAGUGAUGACAUUCAAUAUGGUAUUGUAUCAUGGGGAUGGGGUUGUGGCAGAUAUCCUGGAGUUUACACCAAAGUGUAUCAUUUUCUGCACUUUAUUGAAGAAGCAAUAAAAAACGAUGCAAAAAAUAAAUGUAAUAAUAGUGUAGUAAUCUUUUUUGAUGCUGCUACUGAAGUAAAAUUAUUGCAGUGGUUCAACGAGAUUGAUGAUGAUAUAAAUCCACUAGAAGAUGAAUCAGAACCUGAUCCCUUCAGUGAUGAUGGAUAA
Molecule: messenger RNA, 888 nt
Organism: Diabrotica balteata
Lineage: Eukaryota; Metazoa; Arthropoda; Insecta; Coleoptera; Chrysomelidae
Source: the annotation of a GenBank genome assembly